Gossypium raimondii (Peruvian cotton) is the source of this 1478-nucleotide messenger RNA. RefSeq lists its product as uncharacterized. The transcript is spliced from 7 exons. The coding region runs from base 2 to 1345 and encodes 447 amino acids. The record is from RefSeq and is a predicted model, not a curated record. Lineage: Eukaryota; Viridiplantae; Streptophyta; Magnoliopsida; Malvales; Malvaceae. Gene Ontology annotation, biological process: protein transport.
AAUGCCCUUUUUGCCAAUCCAACCGUUACAAAUAGACACUCUUCUUCUUCUUCUUAGAUCCUCUGCAAGGCCAAGGGUGCAAGCCAUGACGGUCGCGGCUGCCGCCACUGCACAUUCCAAGAAGCUCAUGAAGCUUACGCUCUCUCUCUUCGGAAAUGGCUUCAACUCCUCCAAAUGCAAAACGGCUGCCAAAAUGGCGGUUGCAAGGAUAAAGCUACUCAGGAACAAGAGACAAGUAGUGGUGAAACAAAUGAGGCGUGACAUCGCCUUGCUUCUUCAGUCUGGUCAAGAUGCCACCGCCCGCAUUCGAGUUGAACAUGUCAUGAGAGAACAAAAUGUUUUGGCUGCAAAUGAGUUCAUUGAGCUCUUUUGUGAGUUAGUGGUAGCCAGGCUUUCCAUCAUCAAGAAGCGUAGGGAAUGCCCUGCUGAUCUGAAAGAAGGAAUUGCUAGUUUGAUAUUUGCGGCCCCAAGAUGUGCUGAGAUUCCAGAGCUAAUAGAAAUUAGAAACAUUUUUGAGAAGAAAUACGGAAGAGAUUUUGUAGCUGCUGCCACUGAUCUGCGGCCCAACUGCGGUGUUAAUCGCUUGCUGAUUGACAAGCUCUCAGUUAAAACUCCUACAGGUGAAACAAAAUUGAAAGUCAUGAAGGAAAUAGCUAAGGAUCACAACAUAGAAUGGGAUACAACUGAAUCAGAAAAGGAGCUGCUCAAGCCUCCUGAAGAGCUUAUUGAGGGGCCACGUAAAUUCGUUAGUGCAACCAGCUUACCUGUGAAACCUGCUACAAAUCAUUGUCCCGAACCAAAAGAGUCUAUGACCAGAGGAGAAGAGGGCCAUAAUCGUUUUAAAGACACGGUUGCAGCUGCUGAAGCAGCAGAAGAAUCUGCAAAAAAAGCAAUUGCUGCUGCACAAGCUGCUGCAUAUUUGGCCAACCGAGAGAGUAAUCUAUUUAGUGAAGCAUCUGGUUGUGUAGGCAACGCUGCUCGAGGAUCUGUUCCAACUUCUGCUCCUGGAGCUAGGAGAAUGUAUGAAUCUCGGAGUUUUGGGACGUUCUACCCUCCAAGUACUGAGGAUGUAAGACCCGGCAACAAUGGAGGUGGAAAGACCUGUAGGAGACACAGCUACAAUCAUGCCCCUGCUGCACAUUCAGAUAUAAAGUUUGAUGAAUCAGAUUGUGAUGAAGAAAUAGAAAUUGAAGAUUAUCCUGUUGGCAGCACUGAUCUGCCACCACCAGUACCUUCUCUUGAGAAACAGGAUUCUUCUAUUCACCGUGUACACCCAAAAUUGCCGGAUUAUGAUGACCUUGCAGCUCGUUUUGAAGCUCUCAAGUAUCGCAAAUCACUACCAUGAAAAUCAGAUGCUUGUAACCAAUUUUAUUGAGAUUCAGAUAUUAUUAUACAAUUUUAUGAAUGCAUUUGUUCUGUAUGUACUGUCCUUGAGAAAGGAAAUAGAAGAUGUAAUAAUCAUAUAUAGUUGAUGUCAA